Molecule: messenger RNA, 4485 nt
Organism: Peromyscus eremicus (cactus mouse)
Lineage: Eukaryota; Metazoa; Chordata; Mammalia; Rodentia; Cricetidae
Exons: 4
Biological process (GO): proteolysis; virion assembly; DNA integration
Molecular function (GO): zinc ion binding; aspartic-type endopeptidase activity; RNA-DNA hybrid ribonuclease activity
Source: RefSeq, a predicted model, not a curated record
AUGGGACAGACUGUCACCACCCCCUUGAGCCUCACGCUUGACCACUGGUCAGACGUGAAGGCACGAGCUAACAACGAAGGAGUUGUAGUCAAAAAGAAUAAAUGGGUCACCCUUUGCGAGGCCGAAUGGGUCAUGAUGGAUGAUCCCCCUAAGACCCCUGUCCUUCCCCCGGACCCCAAUACACCUCUUAUUGACCUCCUGACAGAGGACCCACCGCCAUACCCGGGGAAUCGAGGGCCAGAGGGACCGGCGGCCCCCGAACAUCCUCUACAGAGAGAGCAGGAGGAUGAGGCUCCGGCUCCCUCCCCAAUUGAGGAUGAGGCUCCGGCUCCCUCCCCAAUUGCGGAUGAGGCUCCGGCUCCCUCCCCAAUUGCCAGUCGCCUCUGAGGAAGGCGCGACAAACCAGCCAAAGAAUCCAGGGCCUUCCCUCUCCGGGAGGGCCCCAAACACCAGCUCCAAUACUGGCCAUUUUCGGCCUCUGAUCUUUACAACUGGAAGCAACAUAAUCCUCCUUUCUCUAAGGACCCUGUUGCCUUGACUAACCUGAUUGAGUCCAUUUUAAUGACCCACCAGCCUACGUGGGACGAUUGUCAGCAGUUAUUGCAGACCCUCCUGACAGUGGAGGAGAAGCAGCGAGUCUUCUUGGAGGCUCGGAAGCAGGUUCCUGGAGAUGAUGGAAGACCCACCCAAUUGCCUAAUAUCAUUGAUGCAGCCUUUCCUCUCACCUGCCCGAACUGGGACUUCAUGACCCCAGAAGAUAGGGAGCACCUACGUCUCUAUCGCCAGUUGCUCUUAGCGGGUCUCCGGGGGGCUGCUAGACGCCCUACCAAUUUGUCUCAGGUUAGAAAUGUGAUCCAGGGAAAGGAUGAGACGCCGGCAGCAUUCUUGGAAAGACUCAAAGAGGCCUAUAGGAUGUAUACCCCGUACGAUCCAGAAGACCCAGGACAGGCGCCGGGCGUCAUCUUGUCUUUCAUCUAUCAGUCAAGUCCAGAUAUAAGGGCCAAAUUACAGAGACUAGAGGGAUUGCAUUUGUUCAGUUUGUCAGACUUAUUGAGAGAGGCAGAGAAAGUGUUUAAUAAGAGAGAAACUCCCGAAGAGCGGGAGGAGAGGAUGUGGCAGAAACAGGAAGAAAGGGAUAAGAAACAUCACAGAGAAAUAAGUAAAGUCCUGGCCGCUGUAAUAUCUCAGGGACAGGGUAGAGAGGGAGUUAGGAUGGGAGAUCAAAGAAGGAUACCGCUUGACAAAGACCAGUGUGCUUACUGCAAAGAGAGAGGACAUUGGGCUCGUGAUUGCCCAAGGAAACCUCAAGGGUCUCGGAGAACUAAGCCAAGGGCCACGGACCUCCUCAAUCUGGAGGAUUAGGGAAGUCAAGGCCAGGAGCCCCCUGAGCCUAGGAUAACUCUCAAGAUCGGGGGGCAGCCAGUAACCUUCUUAGUGGACACCGGGGCUCAACAUUCAGUCCUGACUCAUACCGGAGGCUCUCUCAGUGACCGCACAGCUUUGGUCCAGGGGGCCACGGGUAGCAGAAGGUAUUGAUGGACCACCGAGAGAAAGGUUCAGCUGGCAUCUGGACAGGUAACCCACUCUUUUUUGCAUAUACCUGAUUGCCCUCACCCAUUAUUGGGCCGAGACCUGUUGACUAAGCUCAAGGCUCAGAUCUAUUUUGAUGACAAGGGGUCGACCAUUACGGGACCGAAAGCGACCCCCCUACAAGUCCUAGCCCUAAAAUUGGAAGAAGAAUACCGCCUGUUUGAAUCCGAGCCCCCUAAGGGGCCACCACAAGAGAUGCAGGACUGGUUGAGAGAAUUUCCCUCGGCAUGGGCCGAGACUGGCGGCUUGGGGCUGGCUCAUGACCAACCCCCACUUGUUAUUCAGUUAAAAGCCUCCGCCACUCUCAUUUCAAUCAAACAGUAUCCCAUGUCCCGGGAAGCCCACGAGGGCAUUAAACCACACAUCCGGAGGCUCUUGGACCAGGGGGUACUUAUGCCCUGUCAAUCCCCUUGGAAUACCCCCCUCCUGCCUGUAAAAAAGCCUGGGACAGGGGAUUACAGACCGGUUCAAGACUUGAGGGAGGUUAAUAAACGAGUUGAAGAUAUACACCCCACGGUGCCAAACCCUUACAACCUCCUCAGCACUCUUCCACCAACCCACAUUUGGGGUUUAAGAACAGCCCGAAACUUUGAUGAAGCCCUACACUCAGACCUGGCCAAGUUCCGGGUCGAACAUCCAGCUUUAAUCUUGCUUCAAUAUGUGGAUGACCUCCUCCUAGCGGCCAGAACCCAGGCUGAAUGUUUAAGAGGCACUCGGGCCCUUUUGGCUAAACUGGGACAGAAGGGCUCUCGGGCUUCGGCCAAGAAGGCCCAGAUUUGCCAAAGCAGAGUCAUUUACCUGGGUUACACCCUGGAUGGAGGACAGAGAUGGCUCACGGAAGCAAGGAAGGAGGCCAUAAUCUCCAUACCCCCUCCAAGGAACCCCCGCCAGGUGCGGGAGUUCCUAGGUACAGCCGGCUACUGCCGCCUCUGGAUCCCGGGUUUUGCUGAGAUGGCUGCCCCUCUGUAUCCUCUCACCAAGCCCGGGGUCCUGUUCCACUGGGGAGAGGAACAACAACAGGCCUUUCAACGAAUUAAGAGAACUUUACUCGAGUCACCAGCCCUUGGUCUACCAGAUCUGACUAAGCUCUUUGAACUGUUUGUGGAUGAGAACUCAGGCUUUGCAAAAGGGGUGCUGGUACAGAGACUGGGGCCAUGGAAGAGACCUGUAGCCUAUCUAUCCAAGAAAUUAGACCCGGUAGCUGCAGGUUGGCCCCCUUGUCUGCGCAUGGUAGCCGCCAUUGCUGUCUUGCUCAAGGACGCAGGGAAACUGACUUUGGGACAGACAUUAACUGUGUUAUCCUCCCAUGCAGUAGAAGCUCUGGUCCGGCAGCCCCCAGAUAAAUGGCUCUCAAAUUCCAGGAUGACCCACUACCAGGCUCUAUUGUUAGACACAGACCGAGUGACAUUCGGGCCAGUUGUCUCCCUCAACCCCGCAACCCUGAUGCCCUUGCCAGACCCAUCCAAGGAGCACAACUGCCUCCAGAUUCUGGCGGAGGCCCAUGGCACCCGCUCCGACCUAACAGAUCAACCGCUGUCGAACCCAGAUUUCAUCUGGUUCACGGAUGGGAGCAGCUUCCUCCAAGAAGGAGAACAGAGAGCUGGAGCAGCCGUCACCACCGAAUCAGAGGUAAUUUGGGCCUCGCCGCUGCCGCCCGGAACAUCAGCCCAAAAGGCAGAGCUGGUUGCGCUGACCCAGGCCCUCCGGAUGGCGGAAGGUAAGAGACUCACGGUCUAUACUGAUAGCAGAUAUGCCUUCGCCACCGCCCAUGUUCAUGGGGAAAUCUACAGAAGGAGAGGCCUCCUGACCUCGGAGGGCAAGGAAAUUAAAAACAAAAAAGAAAUUUUAGACCUCUUAAGGGCAUUGUUCCUCCCACACCAGCUCAGCAUUAUACAUUGUCCCAGGCACCAAAAGGGUGACUCUGUCAUAGCUCGGGGAAAUCGGCUGGCCGAUCUGACGGCCUGGACAGUCGCCUUACAAACCCUCAGGGGCGGCCAGCUGUUGGUCUUGCAGGACCAACAGCCAAGCAGGGACCCCAUGCCCUACAGCCCGGAGGACCAGGAACUAGCAAAGAAAAUGGGGGCGGAAUGGAGCCCCGAGCGACAAGCUUACAUCAUGGAUGGCAAAUUAGUUAUGCCAACAUCCCACACCAAAUACUUGGUCAAGUUCCUUCACGCACUAACCCAUUUAAGCAAAAACAAGAUGAAAGCCCUUCUGGCUGAUAAGGCUUCGGACACUGUAUUACUGAAUCAAGAACAGGUCCUCCAACAGGUGACUUCCAGCUGCCCUGCUUGUGCUCAAGUUAAUCCAGGAAAAGCCCGUCUGAGCGGAGGGAGCCGUCUGCGAGGCCACCGCCCUGGAAUCCAUUGGGAAAUUGACUUCACUGAGGUAAAACCCGGACUGUAUGGAUACAGAUACCUUCUGGUUUUUGUAGACACCUUUUCAGGAUGGACAGAGGCCUUCCCUACCAAGAAGGAGACCGCUAACGUGGUAACCAAGAAACUCCUGGAUGACAUCUUUCCCAGCCCUACCCUGGAGGCGCACCUCCAAGCCCUCCAACUGGUACAGAAGACGGUGUGGAAACCCCUGGCCGAUGCCUACCGGGAGCAACUGAACCGCCCGGUGGUGCCUCACCCAUUCAAGAUUGGGGACUCUGUCUGGGUUCGACGCCAUCAACCCAAGAACCUAGAGCCGAGAUGGAAAGGACCGUACAUCGUCUUGUUAACAACUCCCACCGCACUCAAGGUUGACGGGAUAGCGGCUUGGGUCCACGCAUCGCAUGUGAAGGCCGCCAAAGAACCCGACGAAGCGGAGAACGCCGAGACGUCUACAUGGAAGGUUCAACACUUUCCAAACCCACUAAAGAUAAGACUUAUCAGAGGGGAGGGACCCUAA